This is a messenger RNA of Pezoporus occidentalis (night parrot), 806 nucleotides long. It is a transcript of the gene MRGBP, whose product is annotated as MRG domain binding protein. Gene Ontology annotation, cellular component: NuA4 histone acetyltransferase complex; nucleus. The record is from RefSeq and is a predicted model, not a curated record. Gene Ontology annotation, biological process: regulation of transcription by RNA polymerase II. NCBI's taxonomy places the organism in Eukaryota, Metazoa, Chordata, Aves, Psittaciformes, Psittacidae. The coding region runs from base 16 to 708 and encodes 230 amino acids. The transcript has 5 exons.
GCGGGCGGCGCGGCCAUGGGCGAGGCGGAGGGAGGCUCGGCGGGCGCAGUGGAGAAGCCGCCGCUAUCCGCGGCCGGGCCUGGAGCCGCCGCGGCGGUCGCUGCCGCCGUUGCAGCCGCCGCCGCGGCAGCUGCCGCCGCUCCGGAGCCCGGCGUGCCCGCGGAGGAGGCGGUGGUGGUGUGGAGCCCUGAAGUGGAGGUUUGCCUCUUCCACGCCAUGCUGGGCCACAAGCCCGUAGGUGUGAAUCGCCAUUUCCACAUGAUUUGUAUCCGGGAUAAAUUCAGUCAGAAUAUUGGACGGCAGAUUUCAUCCAAAGUGAUUUGGGAUCAUCUGAGCACCAUGUAUGACAUGCAAGCUCUUCACGAAUCUGAGAUUCUUCCAUUCCCUAAUAUAGAGAAGAAUUUUGCUCUUCCUGACGAAAUGAUUCAAGAAGUGAGAGAAGGAAAAGUAAUGAUAGAAGAAGAAGUAAAAGAGGAAAUAAAAGAAGAGAUGGAAACACAUGCAGGUCCAGAAGAAGUUUUUGCACCCUCUGGAAGUUUAGGAAAAACAACUGAAAAACCAAGCAGCAAAGAGAAAGAGAAAACUUCAUCAGAUCCUGGGUCCAAAGAAGGAUCUGAUAAGAGGAAGCGCAACAGAGUCACUGAAAAGGUCUUAAACGCGAACAGUAAUCCUUCCAGCCCCAGUGCUGCAAAGCGGCGCAGAACAUGAAGCAAGCUGUGAAAGAGAGAAGUCAAAACUGGAACAUGAGGAGGGAACAGUAAAAAACGAGUAGCAGGAUACUCGCUACAUAAACUUUUGGAGGAGGG